This is a messenger RNA of Purpureocillium takamizusanense, 867 nucleotides long. RefSeq lists its product as uncharacterized. The record is from RefSeq and is a predicted model, not a curated record. Lineage: Eukaryota; Fungi; Ascomycota; Sordariomycetes; Hypocreales; Ophiocordycipitaceae. Bases 1 to 867 code for a protein of 288 amino acids. The transcript has a single exon.
AUGCUUCUCCAGGCUAUGGCUGGUUUCCGCAGUAUCGGCGCCCCGGAGCAGUCUGUCACGCAUGCAUUCCAGUUUGUGACAAACCUUUUCCUCUACAACGACCUCGUGCGCUCCACGUCCUUGCGAACAACGACUUUCUCCGACUUCUACUUGGCACAAGGGCACAUUGAUCCCGCUGGCGUUGCUGGCGUUGCUGGCGUUGCUGGUGUUGCUGGUCCCUGUGGGAACGCAGGCGAUCGAGACUUGAGGCGAUUCGUCUUCCCCCGACUCAUCACUCGCAUCACGGCGGGCGACCUCACGGUGACGGAUCAGGAGAUUGCCGAGUGGGAUGGCGCGCUGGGCUGGCUGCCGAGCUUCUCGCUCGCUCCGCCGCUAGACCUGGACCCGUACGAACACAUCCCUACAGCGAGUCGCGACAUUGUCACGAACCCGCGGUACCGACGCCUAGAAAGCUUCACUUGCCCAAACGAGUGGAUCGAGCAGAGAAUAACUUCGGAACUAUACCGCAUCGCGGGAACCAUCUACAGAAAGCAGUGCGUCGCCCGCGUGGAGGGCCCCUUUUCGACGCGCCCCUGGACAGACGAUGCCUGGAUGGGCAACCUCCCGCUCUGGGCGGUGCAGCUGAUUGACCUGCUCCCACCAGACUCAGCGUUCCAGAACACGCUGCUGUGGCCCAUUGGUAUUGUAGCGAAGGAGUUGACCGCGAUUCACGACGUUGAGAGGGCGAGCAUUACGAGGGCCCUAGAGGCGCUGGAGAAGAGGUUCCAGAUGCGACACUUUUUGCGAGCAAGGCAGCACUUGCACGCCCACUGGGCCAUGUGCGAUCAGGGCUAUGCAUUCAAUGGCGGGGAUAUUCUCUGUGGCUAG